Messenger RNA from Dibothriocephalus latus, 324 nucleotides. Lineage: Eukaryota; Metazoa; Platyhelminthes; Cestoda; Diphyllobothriidea; Diphyllobothriidae. The record is from the annotation of a GenBank genome assembly.
GAUGCUGGUACUCCCACAGCCGAUGGCACCUCGGACGACGCCAACAAAGCUUCCAUUCUACUGGCGAAACUAGACUCAGCCAAGGAAGUUGUAAAGUGUCUUGAGUCCCAGUUGCAGUCUCUGGCUCUGCAACAGCUAGCCGCCAACAGUUCCUUGGAGAACCUCUUCUGUGUUGGAUCACCGCUACCAGUCUACCUUGCCCUCCGUGGUGUGCGUCCCGAUUCCUCGUCCUCUCCCGAUAAAGUCAUGCCGCGUUACCUCUGCCGCCACAUCUUCAACGUCUUUCAUCCCUCCGACCCGGCGGUAGGUGCUAACGUACAUUGA